Molecule: messenger RNA, 1026 nt
Organism: Bacillus rossius redtenbacheri
Lineage: Eukaryota; Metazoa; Arthropoda; Insecta; Phasmatodea; Bacillidae
Exons: 2
Coding region: 1-1026 (341 amino acids)
Source: RefSeq, a predicted model, not a curated record
AUGAGUACCGUGCGCGAGAACCAGCAGUCCCCGGAGGACGAAGCGGUGGCCGUCGAAGACCGCGCAUCGUCGGCCGAGCCGCAAGCAGAAGAGCAGCCCCCGCCGCCGAGCGAAGCUGUGACGUCGAACGCCGCGACGUGCGGUGUUGCCGCGUCGUCAAACGCCGCGACGUGCGGUGUUGCCGCGACGUCGAACGCCGCGACGUGCGGUGCUGCCGCGACGUGCGGUGCUGCUGUGACGUCGAACGCCGCGACGUGCGGUGCUGCCGCGACGUCAAACGCCGCGACGUGCGGUGCUGCCGCGUCGUCGAACGCCGCGACGUGCGCGAGCAUGAGUACCGUGCGCGAGAACCAGCAGUCCCCGGAGGACGAAGCGGUGGCCGUCGAAGACCGCGCAUCGUCGGCCGAGCCGCAAGCAGAAGAGCAGCCCCCGCCGCCGAGCGAAGCUGUGACGUCGAACGCCGCGACGUGCGGUGUUGCCGCGUCGUCAAACGCCGCGACGUGCGGUGUUGCCGCGACGUCGAACGCCGCGACGUGCGGUGCUGCCGCGACGUGCGGUGCUGCUGUGACGUCGAACGCCGCGACGUGCGGUGCUGCCGCGACGUCAAACGCCGCGACGUGCGGUGCUGCCGCGUCGUCGAACGCCGCGACGUGCGGUGCUGCCGCGUCGUCAAACGCCGCGACGUGCGGUGUUGCCGUGACGCCAAACGCCGCGACGUGCUGUCCGGCCAAGGCGUGCGGACUGGCGCCGUCGGGCGCCACGACGUGCGGGUCUCUGGUCGCAGCCCCGGCGCCCCGGGAGGGAGACGACGACUCGGCCCGCGGGCUGUGGACCGAGAUGAACGAGCGACCGCCGUCGCUGCCGGCGGGUCGCGCCCUGAAGGACCGACCCCGCGCGCCGUCGCCGACGCCGCAGCCCAAGGCCGUGACCCGCGAGCUGCUGGGCUCGCUGCCGCCGCCCUUCCCCUCCCGGGGAGACCUCUCCCUCUACGAGGAGGACCCCGCCGGCUCGCCACCCGCCAGCUAG